AGUGCGAAAUACAUGGUGACACAAAGCUCACGUCGACGGCAUAAUUUUGACGUGGACGUCAAUACAACAAUGGCGGAUGCUGUGGAGGAAGUUCUUCAGGGCAGCUGGGACCAGGAUCUGGCCGAGGCCCUGGACUCCGGGGGGUCUGACACAGAGAUGGAGAGGGCCGUCAUUCAGGUUCAGGAGCCGGCUGAACCGAAGGCCAAGCUCUGGAAGAUCACCCUGAACGUGGCCGGCAAGGGAGACAGCCUGUCUUCCUGGGACGGUCUCCUGGAUCUCCCGGAGCAGACGCUCAUUCACAACCGCAGCCAGCAGCUUAUCCAGCAGCUGGGCGUGUCCGAGGAGGAGGGAAGCGCCAUGGUGUCGGACGUCGAGUCGGUCAUUACGUUCUACUGCAAGUCCAGGAACAUUGCGUUCACCCCCGACCUGGCCUGGCCUCACCUGCUCAAGCCUCUGCUGGGCCUCCAGCUGACCCGCAGCGAGCUCUACAACUGCUUCUACGCCAUCAUGAACAAGUACAUCCCCCGGGACUGCGUGUCGAAGGGCCGUCCAUUCCACCUGUACAGGCUGCUGCUGCAGUACCACGAGCCAGAGCUCUGCUCCUUCCUGGACACCAAGAAGGUCACCCCAGACUCGUACGCCAUCGACUGGCUGGGCAGUCUGUUUGCCAGUCACUGCCCUCCCGAGGUCACCCAGGCCAUCUGGGACAUCUACCUCCAUCAGGCCGACCCCUUCCUCAUCUUCUUCCUCAUGCUCAUCAUCCUCGUCAACGCCAAAGAUAACGUCCUCGGACAGGAAGCCGACAGCAAGGCCGACAUCACCAACAUGUUGCUGGAGUCUCCCGCUCUUCUGGAAGUUGAGGACAUUGAAGACCUCUUCUCCCUGGCCCAGUACUAUUACAGCAAGACCCCUCUGUCCCUCCGAAAGGAGAACCAGAACCUGUUCGGCAGCAGUUUGGUGGCUCUGAAGGAGGAGGACAUGGACCUCAGUCAGGCGCUCUGCCUCCCCGUGUCUGUACCCGAGAUCCUGCAGGCCAACCACCUGCAGCAGCAGGACGGAGUGCGCUUCUUUGUGGUCGACUGUCGGCCCGCGGAGCAGUACAAUGCAGGACAUCUCUCCACAGCCUUCCAUCUGGACUCAGACCUGAUGCUUCAGAACCCGUCAGAGUUCGCCCUGUCGGUCAAGUCCCUGCUGGAGGCCCAGAAGCAGUCUCUGGAGUCUGGCUCGGUGGCCAGCGGAGAGCACCUGUGCUUCAUGGGCAGCGGGAGGGAGGAGGAGGACAUGUACAUGAACAUGGUGCUGGCCCACUUCCUGCAGAAAAACAAGGAGUACGUCAGCAUCGCAAAAGGCGGCUUCAUGGCCCUCCAGCAGCACCUGGCGGAUAUGAACGUGGAUGGACUUGACAGCUCGUACGUCCACUGGAUAGUCAGUACGUCCGGCUCCCACAGUAGUCUGAGCUCAGCCGAUGGGGAGUCUUUUGGGAGCGCAGGGGAGGGCAAAGGGGUCAAGUCCCUGGUAAACAAGAUGACCUUUGCCCUCAAGUCCAAGUCUGUGAACGUGAAGGAGAAGAUGAUCAGCUUCAUAGAGAACACUUCCACACCCGUGGACAGAAUAUCUUUCACUCUGCCCUGGCCAGAGAAGGGGAUACUAGAUCGGCACGUGAGCAGCAGCGACCGGGUGGGGAAGCCGUACAGGGGGGUAAAGCCUGUCUUCAGCAUCGGAGACGAGGAGGAGUAUGACACAGACGAGAUCGAUAGCUCGUCCAUUUCGGACGACGACAGGAAGGAGAUCGUCAACAUCCAGACGUGGAUCAACAAGCCGGACGUGAAGCACCACAUUCCCUGCAACGAGGUCAAGGAGACGGGUCACAUGUUCCCCAGUCACCUGCUGGUAACAGCCACCCACAUGUACAGCCUGAGGGAGAUCGCCUCACGGAAGGGCUUCGCCUACAUCCAGUCGAGGCAGCCGCUCAACUCCGUGGUGAAGAUCACCUCCAAGAAGAAGCACCCGGAACUCAUCACCUUUAAGUUUGGCAGCAACAACACGGCCGGUGUGGAGAUCUCUGCGGUUGAGAGGUAUCUCAUUCCAAACGCAGGCGACGCCACCAAGGCCAUCAAGCAGCAGAUCAUGAAAGUUCUUGAUGCCCUCGAGAGUUCCUAAGCAGAGAGAGGCUAUGGGGGCAUCACCCGGAUAUCCAGACGGAGACCUGCUGUAAAGGGGUGUGUGUGUGUGUGUCAGCUGAAGGCAGGAUGUGCCCCCUAAGCCCCCCCCCCCGAGGCCUCUCCUCUCGGGACGCCUCCCAGCUACAGUGACAGUUCACCUGUCCCUCCUCUGGGGGCCAGGGAACAUGGAGGUCAACGGCUGACCUGAGGAAACGUUGGACUGUGCUUAUUGAGAAACUGUGGUGCUCCCCGUCACUAUUCUCCUCAUACUAAUUAAAAUAGGUUUUCUUUACAUUUUCUUUAUUUGUGGGGAGGGAAAUAACUGUCAAAAGGUGGGUGAUGAUUGCAUUACAGGGUUCUGUCUAGCCUUAAAUCGAGCCCCCAUAAUCUUCCAGUGUCACACGUGCAGAAAGUGUAGGAUGACAGGUCCUUUGACAUUGGGCCACCGAAGGCCAGUAACUGUUUCCUUGUUUAUCAUAGGACUUAAAGAUGUCACAACUGUCCACAUGGAAACAGUCAUUAGAAAUGUAAGCAGUGUUUGGAUCAGGAGACCAGUAUUGUUGCUUAAGUCCAUUAACAGUUUUCAAGUCAAGGAUCCAAAAUGGAUUGGUGUUUUCCCAUUGUCUUGGUUUGUUAGAUUCCAGCUUUGAAAAUAAGUGAUUCACAUAAAUUAUUUGUUAAAGAAAUGGAGUGCUAAGGAGUUAUUAGAUUAG
Molecule: messenger RNA, 2875 nt
Organism: Hypomesus transpacificus
Lineage: Eukaryota; Metazoa; Chordata; Actinopteri; Osmeriformes; Osmeridae
Gene: tbc1d23
Product: TBC1 domain family, member 23
Exons: 19
Coding region: 13-2160 (715 amino acids)
Biological process (GO): embryonic brain development; retrograde transport, endosome to Golgi
Cellular component (GO): trans-Golgi network
Source: RefSeq, a predicted model, not a curated record